Eupeodes corollae is the source of this 1143-nucleotide messenger RNA. RefSeq names its product pupal cuticle protein-like. The coding region runs from base 68 to 1075 and encodes 335 amino acids. The transcript has a single exon. NCBI's taxonomy places the organism in Eukaryota, Metazoa, Arthropoda, Insecta, Diptera, Syrphidae. The record is from RefSeq and is a predicted model, not a curated record.
UCUCUUUCAAUAUCAGUUGCAAUCUUCUUCUCAAUAGUUACACUUCCUUAAACUCAUCUAUCCAAAAAUGAAAUUAUUCACCUCUUGUUUGGUACUGUGUGCCAUUCUUGGUCUAUCACAGGCUCAAUUCCAAGACUCUCCUGCUGUAGCUGCAGCAAAAGCAGCUCACUUUGAAGCUGUUCGUCGUGCUGAGAAUAUAAUUGCAAAUGGUCCACCACCAUUAAAUAAUAAUCAAAAUCGUAAACCAGUUGAAGAAACUUCUCAACAUAAAUUGGGUUUGAAUGUGCAUGAUACUCCUGAAGUGGCUGCCGCAAAAUCUGCACACUAUGAAGCUGUCCGUAACGCUGAAGAAGCCACUGCUAUUGCAAACUCGACUGCCAAGUAUCCUGAAUCAUUUUCUGGUGCCCAAAACCAUCAACAUCAACAGCAACGCAUUCCUGCUGUAUACAGUCCUGCUCCAACGCCUUCACCAACUCGGCGACCUGCUUCGGUUCAAUACCAACAACCUCAAGCCCCAAUUGUUCAAACUACACAACAUAAACUCGGAGUAAAUGUACACGAAACACCUGAAGUAGCUGCAGCAAGAGCUGCUCAUUUCGAAGCACUACGACGUGCUGAGCAGGCUGCAGCCAUAUCCGGUCCAAUUGAAUAUCAAGACACAUACGUCAUGGUUCCAAGCUAUCAAAGUUUAGGUCCAAUUGUUCCAGCUGCACCAGUAGUUCGUGGACAUAAUGCUAUUGCUGGUCCUCGAUUUAUUGAAUCAAUGGGACACUACGGACAAAGAGCCCAUCAGGUUAUGUAUGUCCCACAGACAUAUGAUCAAAACAUCAACUAUCAGCCAUCGAAUGUCCAGAUGAUUCCAGUUGUAGCUGUACCUCAAACUAACCAACACAAACUUGGAGUUAAUGUUGAAGAUACCCCAGAAGUUGCUGCUGCUAAAAAAGCACACUUCGAAGCAUUCCGCCGAGCUGAAUUAGCUGCUGCUUCUGACGUAGGUCAAAGUGAAUACCCAGCCGCACAACGUAAUAGCUACUUCAGCAACCCAACAAGGCAGUAUGGUCAAAUUAACUAUUAAGUACCGAUAGAAGUUUUGCUUGAAAUGCAUCAUGUUCUUUAAAAAAAUAAAAAUUGUUAACAUUAAAA